Messenger RNA from Drosophila simulans, 3183 nucleotides. RefSeq names its product VPS35 endosomal protein sorting factor-like. Lineage: Eukaryota; Metazoa; Arthropoda; Insecta; Diptera; Drosophilidae. Gene Ontology annotation, biological process: endocytic recycling. Bases 135 to 2963 code for a protein of 942 amino acids. The transcript is spliced from 12 exons. Gene Ontology annotation, cellular component: endosome. The record is from RefSeq and is a predicted model, not a curated record.
CAGUAGAACGGGUUCUAAGCUAAGGCCCUGGCAUAAGUACAGUUUCUUCGGUGUGUUUCAUCCCUCACGGGCUACGUCUAUGUCAUUGUUGGCAAACAGCUGUCAGGAAUGCCGACAACAACAACCACGACGCUAUGGCGAACUUGGAAUGGGUGUGCGUGCCGCGAUGCUACGAGGUCCGGAAGAACCGCCUGACUGGUCAGGCCACGCUGGAGCAUCCCCUAAAGCAGCAUACGGUGACGGUGGUGGACAGCAAUCCCUUGAGCCGAGCUCUGGAGGGCACAGAUCCGCUCUCGCAGUUUGCACGCCAAGAUGAUGAGCUCAACGAUCCGCUUAGUCAAAUGGUCACCGAAUUUGAUCUCAAGCCGAAGCGCCGCGAACGUGACCGAACGGAGCCCGAGGACAACACACUGCAGUGGAGCAGCCGACGACUAGGGAUCCUCAACCGCUUUACAACCAAUGAGAAGCUAUCGCUGUCUACCAGCUUUCUGGUGUCAGCGGGUAGCCUGGAUGGCGGCAACGAAAGCAUUAAAGCACAAACGGUGGUGGCCGACAAGACAAAGUUUCGCUUGGAGCAGUUAGACCACUUCGACGACGGCAGCAUGCGUCACAUGAUGGAUCUUACUCAGCAGGAGUACAUUCAGCGGUUUGAGCAACUCAAGCAGGAGCUGAUCCAGUCCUGGCACAACGAUCAGCGAGUGAAGGCGUUGAAGAUAGCCAUACAGUGUGCCAAGAUGCUAGCGGACACCACUGUGCUGCAAUUCUAUCCGAGUCAGUACGUUCUUAUCACUGAUAUACUGGAUGUUUUUGGAAAAUUGGUAUACGAACGACUGCGUGCUAAGGCCUCUGGAGAUCCUGCCGCAUCGGCGGCCACAUUAGAGCGGGAAAAGGAAGCUGCCCGGGAUACGUGCCAGAAUUGGUUUUACAAGAUCGCCUCGAUUCGGGAGUUGCUGCCGCGUCUUUACUUGGAGCUGUCAAUAUUCAAGUGCUACGAAUUCCUGUCAUCAUCGCGCGAGGAGUAUGAGCGAAUUCUGCAACGUUUGACCCAUCAACUGAGGGGUAUAGCUGAUCCUCUGGUAUCGAGCUAUGCCCGCUGCUACUUGGUGCGCAUGGGCGUUACUCUAACGCCCAGUAAGACAUACAUAAGAGAGAACUUUGCCGAUCUGUUUCUAGUAUAUCCUCAGAUCUUUCGCUUCGUGGCCCGCUUUAAUCUGCAUCCGGAGAUCGUCACCGCCAGCUCAUACCUACAACUUUAUGCCCCAGCCUUUGACUACAUGCUUCUCUGCCUUGUUCACAAAAGUGAACUGCACACCCAGGAUAUUCUUAAUGAGUGCAAGCAGUUAAAGAAUAAUGGUGCUAUUCUGAUGUCUGUUUUAAGUUCCUUUAAAUCAGAGUUUAUUGCUACGAAUGCAUUAGAAUUUAUUGCGCUAAUUAAUGCUUCCGAAACGCCCGGAAUCUCCAAGUCCCAGUUGCUGCGCUCGCUGGGAAGCUGCGUUAGCAGCUGCGCUCCUCUACAGGAGCAGCGGGUGACUUUCCUGAAGGCUGCCUUCGAGACGAUCAACAAGUUGACUGAUCCAAAUGAGUAUAUAAACUGUGUGGAAACAUGGGCUGUCUUUGUAUCACAGUAUUUUACGAUAAACGAGGUAAACAGAUUGCUAGGAGAACUGAAUACGCGAAUGUGUCUUGGCAAAGCAUAUGAAAAGCACUAUUCCCAAUUGCAAAAUAUUCUUACCCGGAUAAUGCAGAACUAUCGCAGCAUUGAGCUUCUGUUGAUCCAGCCCAACUUUCUGCCCUACUUGGAUCUCUUCCAAAAGGAGUCGGUGCGUGUCGAGGUUUGCAAAAACAUUCUCAGUUUCUACAAACAGAACAGCGAGGAAUAUACCUGCGACGCUGUAGUGACAAACGCAUUGAUGUAUCUCGGAAAGAUCUUGAACGAUUCAGUGAAUGCCUUGUCUGUGGAUGAUGAACGUCGUCAGAUAGCGCAGCUAAUCAAUGUGUUUAUUCACAAAGUUCACUUUGGCAACGACUUGGAGCAGCAACUAAGUUUUUAUGUGGAGGCUCGGGGCACGUUUAGCAAUCUGGACGCAGUCUACGUAACUCUGGUGCAUGCGGCCUGCAAGUUAGCCACCCGAAACCGUUCGAAGUCAACGGGUUUCGUUAAGGCCUGCAUCGCCUACUGCUUCAUCACCAUUCCCAGCAUUGAAGCUGUCCAGCAGCAAAUGAAUUUGUAUUUACUAUGCGGACAGCUGGCUCUGCAGCAUCUCUGCCUGGGGCAAGCUGAUGCUUGCUUUGAGGCCGCUUUGCAAUUGGUUAAUGAGCUGCCCGCAGCCACAGUGGACUUUGAUGGAAAGCCUCGCAGCUUAGAGCCAUUCCUGGUCUCGUAUAUGUGUAAUAUCCUGGCCACAUUGAUCGUGGUACCAGAUAGUCCGGAACAGGGUGUCCUCUAUUUUCUUCGCCUUCUGCUAGAAGUGGUUGGCAGACAUAAAUUCAAAGCUGACAGCUCAGCGCCGAGUAUCAUCUAUCUGCAUUCCCUCGAUAUGCUGUAUGUACAAAGUCUGGAAAGGUUUCCCUAUCAUAUAAAAGGAGUGGUGUCCAAUGACGAUUUGUAUGGCCACGACCCCAAAUUCUUGCAGGAGGUAAACAAUAUGUGUGCUCAGGUUGUUGAUGCCAUUCUUCUGCAGCUGAAAUCGCUGGGACUAGCGCAGCAGCAAAGAUCGCAAGCGGAGCUAGCCCUGCAACUUUUUCUAAGGAUUGUAAAGUACGCGGAUCUGGAGAGGGAAACUAUUGCUCAAUUGGCAGUCAAUCUGUGGCUCCUAGCCAACAAGGCACAAUCACAAUUGGAUGUGAAAACACUACCCCAAACUCUGCGCAGUGUUGAGAUCCUAUACAAACAAAUAAAGGAUGCAUCUCCCACAAGGGCUCAGGCUAUUGCCAAACUGCUCCUGCGCAUGCGCAGCAGCUGAGAAUCGAGCUUGUAAAUCCAAUGGUUAUAUGCUGAGAUUAUAUAUUCUUAUGUGCAUGAAUCUUUUACGGAUUCAUUGGCCGGUUCUCCUGCGUUUUUGCUUAGUUAACCUUGACGAGGAACCGACAAAUUUUGUAUUACAUUUCUGUGCAAUUAAAAGUUAUAACGUUUGAGGAAAUUAUUAAAAUUUUACCUAUACCUACGUAGGUAAUAAACGCGUA